Punica granatum (pomegranate) is the source of this 2611-nucleotide messenger RNA. The record is from RefSeq and is a predicted model, not a curated record. Lineage: Eukaryota; Viridiplantae; Streptophyta; Magnoliopsida; Myrtales; Lythraceae.
GGCUUCUUCUAUGGUUGUACUUGUAAUAGACAAAAACAACGUGCGGGAAAUCGAAUCGUAAAGUUCAGUGGCGCGACUCCAUUGGACUGUCACUCUCUGUGUCAAUCCCCACCUUCUUCUUUCUUCUCCUCCUCUGCAGUCUGCUCUGCUCUGCUCUGCUCUGCUCGUAGAUAUCAAGAAACCGAAACUGCCGAUAAAUCGGGGAAGAAGAAACAGACGGGCACACAGACAGAGAGGCAGACAGGGAUCUGGUCGUCUUCAUCUGGCUGUACUUGGGUGAUCGACUCCGUUGGGAGGGCCAGCAUGAGCUUCAAGAUAAUGGGAUACGAGACCAUACCCGUGGAGGCUUUGUCCGAGGCUAACAACGGCAUUCUCGGCGAGGUUGUCAAGUCUUGUGUGGUCCCCGCUGGAUUCGCUCCCUGUGACAGUAUUUUCGGUGGUCUUGCUGAUGGGAACUACAGUUAUUCCGAGCCAGGCUUCCUAAGGGAUGCGCUUGUUGAGUGGCCUGUGGCUCAGCAGGUCCGCACAUUCUACCUUGUGAAAUGGAGGUUGUGUGAUGACCCAAAGGUACGAGAGAAGAUCGAGAAAGCUGAUCAAGAGAUCUACCGGAGGAAUCGAGAUCAGUUCCGUAUCACCGAGGCGUUGAGGGAGAAAAGAUCGGAGAAGGCAUGCGUUCUAUCUCAGUUGAAAACCUUGGACGAUGAGGACAAGCAGCUCGGGAGGGUCCUUGAGAAAAAGGAGCCAAUUGAUGCUCGAGAAUCUGGUUUAUGCUCAUCUGAGGAAGAACUUGAUGAUCUCAUCUCAAGCCUUCACUACCGCAUAAGCAAUUGCUCCAAGGCAGAGGAAAGAAGACUUACCUGUGAAAUCAAGCGGCUCGAGAUGACCAGGGGGAGAGUUAGAUCCAACGCUGCCAUGAGGGCAUGGAUUCUAGAAAUGAGUCCCGAAUGUGCCACUCAAGGCGAGGUUAUCGGUGAAGCCUUAGAGGAAGUCAGGAAGAAGCAGGAGGCUGUGAGAGAGAAGAUUGAGCAUCACAAGAUAGAACUGCAGAUGGUGGAGGGUGAGAUCAAGGCUCUCGAGGAUGAGCUGGCAGACGUGAUUGUGAAGAGGGACAAGGCAUAUACAAGAAUUCAGGAGUUCCGUAAACAGCGUGAUGACCGUAAUGCGUACUAUUACCGCCAUCGAGCAGUGUUGAAGGAUGCAAGGGUGCUUGUUGCGAUCAACAAUGUUACAACCCUUGAGGAACUUUUGCAUACUGAGGUUGAGAAUUUCUUCUCCCUUUGGAAUUCUGAGAGGAGCUUCCGGGAAAAUUACCAGAGGAGGAUCCAGUCAUCGCUGGACCUCCGGCAUUUGGCCCAUGAUGGGAGAAGGAGAGGGUCAGGGUACAGGCCUUCAGUUGCCAAAGAGAGCCUGGCAAACUUGGGAACUGAUGAAAGCAGAGCAGUGGAAGAUGAAGAUGGAGUUGUCAUAACUAACAACCUAUCGAGUCCAGAGAUUAUCUCGGAGAGUGGUGAUGGUUUGGCAGAUGGGAAGAAAAGCAGCUUCAAGUCUGCGACGAGUCCAGAGAUUAUAUCGGAGAAUGGUGAUGACUUGGCGAGUCUGAAGAACAGUAGCUUUGGGGUUGUGACAAGUCCAGAGAUUACAUCAGAUAGUGGUUAUGACUUUGCGAGUGGGAAGAGCAGUAGCUUUGGAUCUGUGCCUAGCUCUGAGCCUGUGCCUAGCUUCGGGUCCAUGACUAGUCCAGAGACUAUAUCUGUGCCUAGCUUCGGGUCUGUGACAAGUCCGGAGACUAUAUCGGAGAAUGGUUAUGACUUGGCAAGUAGAAAGAACAGUAGGUACGAGUCUGCGCCUAGCUUUGGGUCUGUGCAGAGUGCAGAGAUUAUUAUAUCGGAGGACGGUGAUGACUUGGCCGGCGGAAAGAACAGUAGCUUCGGGACUGUGCCAAGCAUUGUGCCAGGAGACUGUGAGGGGGUUGAUGAUGCGGAGCAGAAACUGAAAGAGAUGAGAAGAGAGGAGGAGAUUACCAAAGCCAAGAAGGCCAUGGAGAGAAAGAAGAAGUUGGCCGAGAAGAAUGCUGCCAAAGCCGCUAUCAUAGCCCAUAAGGAGGCUGAGAAGAAGCUCAAGGAGCAGGAGAAGAAGGCGAGGAAGAAAGCUGCAGCUGUGACGACCUCGUCGGAGCAGACCCAGGAAGAGAAGGCCGUGGAAAAUGCGGGAGCAUUCGCCCGAGUGAAGCAGGGAAUAUAUAACAGGAGGGACAAGUUCUGGAGGAGGCACUGCCCGAAGGGGACGGACCCGGUGCUGAAAGCGAUCCUGAAGCGGAGGAGGUCGGCGAACUAUUGGUUCUGGGCUGUCUCUAUUGCCCUCUUCUUGGCAGUUUUCACAGUGUUUGGCUACUGCGUCCUCCAGCAGCUGUGAGACUGCCCACCCGGGAGAGAAUAUGGAGGUUAAAUCAAAAUUCACCUCCUCAAAUAAAUAAUUGGCAAAUUAGAGUUGGGAAAUAUAUAUAUAUAUAUUUAUCGUUUUUCCAUAACUUAAAACUUGAGAUUUUGUAAUAUAUAUACCUAUGUAGCGUCCUUUUUAUUUUAUUUAAAAAAGCACUUAUAGAUUAUAAUUA